This is a messenger RNA of Heterobasidion irregulare TC 32-1, 657 nucleotides long. RefSeq lists its product as uncharacterized. The record is from RefSeq and is a predicted model, not a curated record. The coding region runs from base 1 to 657 and encodes 218 amino acids. Lineage: Eukaryota; Fungi; Basidiomycota; Agaricomycetes; Russulales; Bondarzewiaceae. The transcript is spliced from 5 exons.
AUGGCCAAACGAACAGUGACAAAGUCCAACCCUCUCCCCAACUUCCCCAACAAACCUUCCCUCUACACAGAUAUGUCUUCCUCCUCGCUCUCCCAUCUCCUCAAUGGCAACCACCAUCUGUCACCACUCUCCCUUCUAGUGCCGGAACCCUUCCACACCCUCCCCAUGACCAACAUCCACAAUGCCCUCCCUUACCCUAAUGCUGACCCUUUCCCUGGAAAUCGGCUCCCUCCUAUCCCCGACUUUAAUGAUGCAGCCGCAUGCAAACAUGAGGUGCAUUGCUUGACUGACACGCCAUCACCAAGAACCAGAUUGCUGUCUGACUGGCUGAACCAUGUCUGCGCGGCAGAACAAGUUGGGCCCAUGCUUCCGGCUCACUUGCCUGCUCCUCCUAGCAACUGGCAGAAUGGUGCCCCCCGUAAUUUCAUACAGGACUACAAGGCCUAUGAAGAAGGGAUCAAACGUCUUUCAAUGCAGCUAGACCAUGUAGCAGAGAAUUUUGGGUACUACUGGCACAUCAGGGAAAGGAUGAUUGACAAUGCUGCCUGGGAGGGACACCUGGUACACCAUGCCCCAACAUUUGAUAUACUUACUAUAUAUGGUUACAUCAAGGAGCUGCGGAGUAUGAACAAUGACUGUGGAUUACUUAGCAUUUAG